GUAAUUUGUUUUCACACAAACCGCAGUCGGCGUUUGGCUAUUAUUUGAGUAACAGUACGUAUACCUGGCUAGAAGCAAGCGGCUAUAGAGACGACAUGCGCGGGUCGUACGAGUUAUACGUUUUGAUUGUGACAUUGACACUGGUCGCGAACCACGCCGGCAGUGUCGUACUGGACCUUGGCCACGGGUACCGGCAUAACGUGACAAGCUGUUGGGUGCCUGGGGUGUAUUUCAACGUUUUCGACGUCGUGGAAAACGGUGACCCCGACAACGGCACCUGGUACACCGCGGAACAGUUUUCCACACCCGAACACUGUGGAACUCACAUGGACGCUCCCUAUCACUUUUAUAAACAAGGUUGGAAGCUGGGCGAUAUCCCGUUGGAACGGUUCGUCGUAGAAGGCGUGCACGUUAACGUUACUCACCAAGUGAAUGGGAAUCCCGACUUCAUGUUGAACGUGGAUCACUUGAGAAAAUGGGAACAAGUCAACGGCGCGUUCCCUAACAAGUCGGUUGUAUUGAUAAACUUUGGUUGGUCGGACAAGUUUGGCGAUCGACUUGAGUACUACAAAAGUAGCACAAGUUCGGACAGACGAUUUCCCGGAUUGUCUGCCGAAGCGGCUCAAUGGAUCGUCGAUUCCGGUAAAUUCGUCGGCUUAGGAGUGGACGGUCCAAGUACGGAUGCCGGGAUUUCUUCUACUUACCCAGUUCACAAAAUACUUUCCAAAGCCAACAUGUACAGUCUGGAAAACGUAGCUCUCAACGGCACCUCAUUGCCGGCCAGAGGAUUUAAACUAGUCGUACAACCGAUUAAGAUAUUGGACGGCACCGGCGGGCCUUGCAGGAUAUUAGCAUUCACGGAAAACAAAUUCGAAUGAAUUUUUUUAUGUUAAAAACCGGUUAUAAUUAUCGCCAGAAAUACUCAGCUGUACAAUGACUUUAGUAAGUCAGAUUAAAACUCUAUUAUGAGUAAACUGUAUCUAGGUACUUUGAUUUGAAAACGAAACGCUAUCGAAUAAAACGUUUGGUGCCUUAUA
Molecule: messenger RNA, 1037 nt
Organism: Adelges cooleyi (spruce gall adelgid)
Lineage: Eukaryota; Metazoa; Arthropoda; Insecta; Hemiptera; Adelgidae
Product: isatin hydrolase-like
Exons: 3
Coding region: 96-878 (260 amino acids)
Molecular function (GO): arylformamidase activity
Source: RefSeq, a predicted model, not a curated record